This is a messenger RNA of Eimeria necatrix, 1707 nucleotides long. RefSeq lists its product as hypothetical. The transcript has 6 exons. The record is from RefSeq and is a predicted model, not a curated record. Lineage: Eukaryota; Apicomplexa; Conoidasida; Eucoccidiorida; Eimeriidae. The coding region runs from base 1 to 1707 and encodes 568 amino acids.
AUGGAGGCUUCCGACUGGGGCCCCUCCGGGGAACCCCCAGCAGAAGCACCCGAGGAGGGGCCCCCAGGGGCCUCUCUGCUGCGGCUCUGCGUGCUGCUGUGGCUAGCCCUGUUUGCUGUUGCUGUGAUAAUUCGCUACGCGCUGCUGCUGCAGCAGCAGCAGCUGCCAGGGACCGGCAGCUCCGCUGCUGCUGCGACAGCAGCAGCAGCAGCUGCUGCUGCUGCAACAAAGGAAACGACCAAGGCCCAGGCCUUCAAGGCCCACGUUGCUCUCCUGAGGGCAGUCUUCAGAGAAGUGCGCAGCAGCAGCACAACUGCAGCAGCAGCGGCCCCAGCUGCAGCAGCAGCAGCACUAGCAGCAGCAGCAACAGCUCCACCCCACUGUAGAUCCCGCUGCAGCAGCAGCAGCAGCAGCGCGCUUCCCGCGAGCCCUCCCAUUCCCCGCAGCAACACGAGCAGCAGCAGCACCUGCAGCCCGCCCCCGCCCCAGCAGCAGCAGCAGCAGCAGCACCAGCAGCAGCAGCAGCAGCACCAGCAGCACCACCAGCACCAGCACAAACAGCAGCAGCACAAACAGCAGCAGCACAAACAGCAGCAGCACAAACAGCAGCAGCACAAACAGCAGCAGCAGCAGCAGCAGCAGCAGCAGCAGUUGUGUGGGUGCUGCGCAUGCAGGUGGGAGUCGAUUUGGAACUACUGCUUCAACCGGGGUGUAUGUACACCUCAGUUCCCGCUGCGGCUGCUGCUGCUGCUGCUCUGCGAGCUGCUGCUGACUUGGGAAUUUGAUUCUGUCUUUGUGGAUUCUCCUUUAUCAUCUUUGGGAAUGGAGCAGUCUUUGAGCAUUAGGCAUCUUCUUGCUGCACUAACGGCCCAAAAUGCUGCUGCUGCUGCUGCUGCUGCAGCAGCAGCAGCAGCAGCAGCAGCGGACGCUGCAGCAGACGCGCCCGCAGCAGAGGAGCCGCUCAAGGGCGUUAGGCAGCUCGCUGCAGCAGCGGCGGUGCAGAAGCAGCAGCAGCAGCAGCAGAAGCAGCAGCAGCAGCAGCAGCAAGACACAGCGGAAGCAGCAGCUUCUGCUACGGGCGGAAAGCCCAACUUGGCGCAGAGCGAACAGCAGCAGCAGCAGCAGCAGCAGCAGCAGCAGCAGCAGCGAAUCCUGUUCCUGACUUCGAAUCUCAGGCGGGCGCAUUCGACUUUGCUGCUGUCGGGAGGGUCGUUGCUGUCUUCGGGUGAAUCCACGAGAAACCCCGACGGCUUUCCCCUUGCUGCUGCUUUGAGGGCCCCCUCGCUGUCUAGACUGGAGGAGACCUUGUGGGGUUGUGGGGCCCCCGGGGCUGGGGGCCCCACAGCAGCAGCAGCAGCAGCAGCUGCUGCUGCUGCUGCUGCUGCUGCAGCAGAGGUGGACCCCGCAGCAAACCGGGGGCCCCCCAGCAGCAGCAGCCGCCUCUGGCAGCGGCUGCUGCUGUUUGCUGAAGAAGCUGCAGCAGCAAAAGAGGAGACAGUUGUUGCUGUGGGCCACAGCAAGUGGCUGCUGCACUUCUUCAGGGCCUUCCAGCGGCCAGGUGCCCCCCUCGCCGGCUGCAGUCGGAAGCUGUCGAACUGCGGCGUCGUCGCGCUGCGCCUGCUGCAGCUCCAGGAUACGAAGACAGGCAAAAUCGACUACUGUAUAGACACCGACUCCGUGCGUCUUCUUCACGGGCACUUUCUCUAG